AUGACUGGAGGUCACGAUACGACGAUGUCGAGCUGCAAAACUUGCAAACGUCCGGACUCGGCCGAUGCCCAGAUGGUUGCCUGCGACAAGUGCCAGCAGUGGGAACACUUCACGUGUGCAGGCGUCGAUGAAACCGUCAAGGAUCGGCAGUACGUAUGCAAGGAUUGCAUGACUAAGGUGAGUGCAGAUAAGUCUAAGCGCAGGAAGCAGCUGAUAGCUGAGAAUCGGUCCGCCAAAUCCGGUGGAAGAUCAGCUUCGAGAAAGGGCUCGAAAGUUCCUUCAAUCCCGGCGAGCCAAACAUCCAGUGCUCGCGCAGCUGCCCUGGAAGCCCAAAUGAAGCUCAUCGAGGAAGAGAAGGCGAUGAAGGAGCAGGAGCUGAAAGAACAAGAUGAGCUGAAAAAGUGGGAACGGGAAGAAGAACAGCGCCAGCUCGAGGAGAAGAGGCAGUUAAUGGAACGAAGAACAGCGAAGACUUCGCCAGCGAGAAUUGGAAGAGAAACGGGCCUUAUUGGCGAAGCAGCAAAGUAUCCGGACGGAAUCAGUGGAAUGCAUGAAUUAAUCAAACGGAUGUCGGAGGCCGAUAGCGGAUGCGGCAGCAGUUCGUGCUCGAUCCCUGACUCCCGAGAGAAAGUGAAGAGCUGGCUAGCAGGUCAAAAUCCUGACGGAAGAUCUUUGGGAAAGAUGGUGGAGGAGCAGAAAGCAAGUACAGGCCUUCACCCGACGGUUCCCCAAGACCCGUUGGCAUUCCAGCUACCCCCAUCGCAACACAGGGUUGCACAGCUCACGCAAGCGGAUCAUCAUUUGCAGAAAAGAAGCCUGCCUCAAGGACUGCAGCAAGUUCGCUCCGAAACAAUCGUUCAGCCGUUUCAGCAGUUUGUAGCAAGUUCCCAGCCUCACCUCCAACUGAAACAACGGACAAACCAGUCCACGCACCAGCAGCUGUGCCAGCUCAUUUGCCGGUCAUUGCAGCAAACCCAACCGUCAGUUCAAUCACGCCAGCCUCCCCCACUGAAGCUAACGGGCCGUCCAUUGAUACAGCAGCAAUCAGACCAACCGUACGGCAUGGUUGCCCAUGGCACACCGCCCGAGCAGCAGUAUGGCGGACAUAAUCAGCCGGAUGCGAUGCGGCCUUCAGUGGUAAUCGAACAACCAUUUCGACGCUAUGCAGUGAUUCCCGAGUCAAGCUGCCCAGUGAACUCUCCUCAGUACCACGGUCACUCGAAUCUGCGAGAAGAUUGGCAGUCCCAUCGACGCCAACAGGACAUCGUGCCCUUGUAA
Aedes albopictus (Asian tiger mosquito) is the source of this 1278-nucleotide messenger RNA. RefSeq lists its product as uncharacterized. The transcript has a single exon. The record is from RefSeq and is a predicted model, not a curated record. Lineage: Eukaryota; Metazoa; Arthropoda; Insecta; Diptera; Culicidae. Bases 1 to 1278 code for a protein of 425 amino acids.